AUGGAUAUGGUGGAAAGCAAACCGGAAAAAACGACGGAUUUGGUGGAAAGCAAGAACUUGCCGUUUGGUGUUGAAUAUGCUCGCUCCUCACGGUCUUCUUGCAAAGGAUGCAAGGAUCUCAUUGGACAGGACUCAUUACGCAUGUCAGUUCGCGAACCGAGCCGAUUCUUCGAUGGCCUUCAGGAUAAUUGGUUCCACUUCUCAUGCUUCUGGAAGAGGAUCAAGCCUGGUAAAGUGCAAAUCAAUGAGAGAUCAAUCAGAGGAAUGGACGUGAUUAAAUGGGACGAUCAGGAGAGAAUCCGUGAAAAGAUCAGAGCAUUUAUGAGUGGGAAACUUACAGAGUCGUUUCCCGAUAAAGCGUUCUCGGCUAUCAAAGUAGAAUAUGCAAAAACGAGCAGGGGUAAAUGUUUUGCUUGCAAGCUUCCUAUCGCUCAUAAGGAAAUGAAAUUUGGAAAGCUCACUAAUUGGUAUCACCAGCAGUGUCUCUUCAAAGAUGUGAAGUUUGGAGGCAAAAUUGAAGAUAUGGGCGGCUUUUCAUAUCUAAGUGAUGAGGAUCAAGAGAAUUUGCUGACUUCACUAAAGAACUUUGAACAGGAAGAUGAACCCGAUGAUUCGAAAGAAAAUGUCAAGGAGGCAAGCAAGUAA
This is a messenger RNA of Haemonchus placei, 645 nucleotides long. The record is from the annotation of a GenBank genome assembly. NCBI's taxonomy places the organism in Eukaryota, Metazoa, Nematoda, Chromadorea, Rhabditida, Trichostrongylidae.